AUGGUCAGGCUGGUGCUGCCCAACCCUGGCCUGGAGGCCCGGAUCCCCACGCUGGAUGAGCUGGAGAGCCUCGAGAAGCAGGAGAGCGGCUCCCGGCCCAAGUGGGACAACAAGGCACAGUACAUGCUCACCUGCGUGGGCUUCUGCGUUGGCCUGGGCAACGUGUGGCGCUUCCCCUACCUGUGCCAGAGCCACGGAGGAGGGGCGUUCAUGAUCCCGUUCCUCAUCCUGCUGGUCCUGGAGGGGAUCCCCCUGCUGCACCUGGAGUUUGCCAUCGGGCAGCGGCUGCGGAAGGGGAGCGUGGGCGUCUGGACCACCAUCCACCCGGCCCUCAAGGGCGUAGGCAUCGCGUCCAUGUUCGUGUCCUUCAUGGUGGGCCUCUACUACAACACCAUCAUCGCCUGGGUCAUGUGGUACUUCUUUAACUCCUUCCAGGACCCCCUGCCGUGGAGCCAGUGCCCACUCAAUGCUAACCAGACAGGCUACGUGGAGGAGUGUGCCCGCAGCUCCCCCGUGGACUACUACUGGUACCGGGAAACCCUCAACAUCUCCACCUCCAUCGACGACUCGGGCUCCGUGCAGUGGUGGGUCCUGCUGUGCCUGACGUGCGCCUGGAGCGUGCUCUAUGUGUGCACCAUCCGCGGGAUCGAGACCACCGGGAAGGCUGUGUACAUCACGUCCACUCUGCCCUACGUGGUCCUGACCAUCUUCCUGAUCCGGGGCCUGACGCUGAAGGGGGCUUCCAGUGGCAUCGUCUUCCUCUUCACGCCCAACGUCACGGAGUUGGCCAACCCGGUCACCUGGCUGGACGCGGGGGCCCAGGUCUUCUAUUCCUUCUCGCUGGCCUUUGGGGGCCUCAUCUCCUUCUCCAGCUACAACUCUGUCCACAACAAUUGCGAGAUGGAUUCGGUCAUUGUGUCUGUGAUCAACGGCUUCACGUCCGUGUACGCGGCCACCGUGGUCUACUCCAUCAUCGGCUUCCGUGCCACCGAGCGCUUCGAUGACUGCUUCAGCACGAACAUCCUGACGCUCAUCAAUGGGUUCGACCUGCCCGAAGGCAACGUGACACAGGAGAACUUCGCGGAGAUGCAGCAGUGGUGCAACGUCUCCAACCCCGUGGCCUACGCAGAGCUCAAGUUCCAGACGUGCGACAUGAACACCUUCCUCUCGGAGGGCGUGGAGGGCACCGGGCUGGCCUUCAUCGUCUUCACCGAGGCCAUCACCAAGAUGCCGGUGGCCCCGCUCUGGUCCGUGCUCUUCUUCAUCAUGCUCUUCUGUCUGGGCCUGUCGUCCAUGUUCGGGAACAUGGAGGGUGUGGUGGUGCCCCUGCAGGACCUCAAGGUCAUCCCCAAAAACUGGCCCAAGGAGCUGCUCACAGGCCUCAUCUGCCUGGGGACGUAUCUCCUCGCCUUCAUCUUCACGCUGAACUCCGGCCAGUACUGGCUGUCUCUGCUGGACAGGUACGCGGGCUCCAUCCCCCUGCUCAUCGUUGCCUUCUUCGAGAUGUUCUCCGUCGUCUACGUGUACGGUGUGGACAGGUUCAACAGGGACAUCGAGUUUAUGAUCGGCCACAAGCCCAACAUCUUCUGGCAGGUCACGUGGAGAGUGGUGAGCCCCCUGCUCAUGCUGACCAUCUUCCUGUUCUUCUUCGUGAUCAGUGUCAAUGAGGAGCUGAUCUACAGCGUCUGGAACCCGGCCUACGAGGAAUUUCCCAAAUCCCAGAAAUCCAAGUACCCGAACUGGGUGUACGGCGUGGUGGUCGUCGUGGCUGGGGUGCCCUGCCUUGCCAUCCCUGGCCUCGCCAUCUACAGGUUCAUCAGGAGCCGCUUCCAGAGGGCAGGGGACCAGCAGGGGCUGGUUGGCGCGCUGUCCACGGUCUCGGUGAACGGGGACCUGAAGUCCUGA
This is a messenger RNA of Mesoplodon densirostris (Blainville's beaked whale), 1905 nucleotides long. It is a transcript of the gene SLC6A19, whose product is annotated as solute carrier family 6 member 19. Bases 1 to 1905 code for a protein of 634 amino acids. Gene Ontology annotation, biological process: sodium ion transmembrane transport. Gene Ontology annotation, cellular component: membrane. The transcript has 12 exons. Lineage: Eukaryota; Metazoa; Chordata; Mammalia; Artiodactyla; Ziphiidae. The record is from RefSeq and is a predicted model, not a curated record.